AUGAACAGACAGCAACUGGCUACAAUUGCUGAGUCCCAUCCAUCGCCAGCAGAUCUGCAACAAAGCUAUCCGUAUGACAAGAAAUUCUCGUACCUAGAAAUCCAGAAAUCGUACGAUGUGAGUAUCGACAGCAGAUCUGCAACAAAAGCUAUCCGUAUUAGCUAUGAUUCCUCUAAUCCCCAGAAAUCGUACGAU
Molecule: messenger RNA, 195 nt
Organism: Dovyalis caffra
Lineage: Eukaryota; Viridiplantae; Streptophyta; Magnoliopsida; Malpighiales; Salicaceae
Source: the annotation of a GenBank genome assembly